GCUGGUUUUUUCAAAUGGAGACUCUCAAAGGAGAUUCAUGGAGGUAUUCAUCUUAAUUAGAAACUACAACUUUCAACAGGAAUAUAGGAAUUUCUAUACCAGAUCAAACCAGUGGUCCAUCUAGACCAGUGUCCUGUUUCCAGCAGGGGCAAGAGCCAGAUGCUCUGCGAGAAACCCCAUAAUGGACAGUUGUGGCCAAAACUUCCUCUAAGAAAGCUCCUUCCUAGACUCCAUCGCUAACAGACAGCUCCUGUACUGCCGGACUUGGCCCUUUUGCAGAUGACAGGAGAAAAGAAAAAAAGCAGAUCGGAAUCUAGGAAUAUUUUUUGUAUCUAAAUAGUCUUAAGUUUAAUUCCCCUCCAAUGAGCAUUCUUUGGUUUUGGAUCACAGGUCUUUGGUGAAAGGCUAUAUGAACAGUUGUUUUUAAAGAAAUUCUAGUAACGCUUUGGGUAGCAGAAGAAAGAAGCAUAAUCCUCUACUGGAAAUCAAAUACCAUCCAGCAAGGUAAAGAGGUUGUGCCACUAACACUUCUGUCAGUUCUGGUAAGCAAUCCUCCUUCAAGCAGUUAAAAAUGUUUUGGUAAAAGACAGUAGUAAGACCUUAUCCAGAAUAAUUCUGACGUCUGGUAGCCAAUAAAGAUUCCAGUAAAGCAGAUGCAGAGAAGAUCAGGGAAACAAGGAACCUGCCUUGGAAAGCUGAGUGCACUUUGCUUCACGCAGCAAAACAAAAGCUGAAAGGAGAUGUGAUUUUUGCCUGUGCUGAGGAGGUAAAAUCCAAGGAGGCAGAAAGUGCUCAAAAACAAUGGUUAGUUUAAAACUUUAAGUUAGGUUUUUUUCCCCUGCCAGCAGAUGUUAUUAGCUUUUUAACCAACAAAAUUAUGAGAUUCGCAAACAGCCUCUCAACAGGAGAGGAAAGGGAAAAACCAUGCAACUAAUCUUAUCGAGAACUUAAUCUUUUUUGCAGGUGACUAUGUAAUGGAGCUGCCCACAAUGCAGAGAAGGGGAUUUAACAGCCAGAGCUCUGGAGGCCUCUCACUACAAUGCAGGGAACGUGGGUAGGGAGAAGCCCAUUGAAGCUGUGACAGGAGCUGGUGGCCGUAUGACAAAAGUGACGAUCGCAGUCAAGAAGCUGCGUGAAGUGGUUUCUCCCCGCCAGGCAGCUGGCGGGGCUUUGGCUGAAGGGCCUCCAGCCCGGUUGGCCCCCAGCACCCUCCGCAGCGUGGCACCAGGAGUCCUGAGUACGAAAGGACAUCCAGAACAUCUGCUUUCAGUAGAAAAAUCUACAGAGCCCAUGUUUUUAUCACAGAUGGAUUAUCCUAGAGAAGCUGUAGUACAAGAAGAUCCUUCACUGCUACUGGAAGAUAGCAGAAGACCUAAAGAUGAUGUUUUUAUUUCUCAAUAUGCUACUGGUCAGAAAGAGGCUUUGAGAGCAGUGUUAAAGCAAAAAACUCAAAAUACUCCUGUGCUUAAGGAGGUGAAGGUACAACUCUUAGGAAAUGCCGCCACAGAAAAAAAGGAAUGUGUUGGUAAGGAUGCCAGGUCAACACACAGGGAAGUUGAUUCUGCAACAACCAUCGCAGCAGCAACUGCUGCUGCCAUUGCUACUACAGCUCCGCUUCUUAAAGUUCAGAAUGAAUUGGAAGCAAAAGUUAACUCAGUUUCAGCAUUGCUUCAUAAACUACAGGAGACAGACAGACAACUGCAGCGUUUUGCUGAACAGCAAACGAAUACAAAGACUCAAUAUGAGAAGCUCCACUGUCACGAAAGAGUCAGUGAGCUUGAAAAACAAAUGAAUGCUUUCAUGGUGCAACGGAUUCAGCGCUUGGAAAAGUUACAGGAACAACAAAUGAAUAUUCAGUCUCAUCUCAUUAGCUCUGCAGUCAACAUGGGUGGCUUACAACAAAUUCACGUACCUUCCUCCAGUCUCAUGACAAAACAAUCUGAGGAGCCGGAACAGCGAUUGUUUACUAAUGGAGCAUCUUCAUGUCAGAGGGGUUUAUUUCCUACCAGUGGUCCACCUGCCCAAGCACAUUCAAGCCAAUUGCAAAGUCAUGGCAUUCGUACAUCAAAAUCUCCUCUAAAGACACCAGUUCCUCGGAGAUAUGCUCCAGAACCUGUAUCAAAAAAUGCGAAAAUCUCAAAGAAAGAAAACCCUGUAACAGAAAAAGAAAAUAUUCCCAAAUCCACAUGUGAAGGUGAAGGGAGAUUUCUUGAGCAUAUUCUGAAUUCUCAAGAAAUGCCACUGAGGCAAACUGAAUUUUCUGAGAAGGCAACAUUAAACAGUAAUAAAAUGAGCUGGCAUUCUGAGAGAGACAGGCAUACUGCUUUGCGUACAGACUCAUUCCCUGCUGUUGAAAGCUCCUUCCAAAAUUGCAGUUCAAUUGAGAAAACAGUGAAAAAAGCAGAUGAUUUGCUCCAAGAUCUUGGCCAGUUGAAAAGAGAAAUGCAUGACAUACUACAGGAAGCAAAUUCAUGGAAAUCUGACAUGAAUGGUCUUAUUAAGUCAAAAAAACCUACUGUUGCAUCUGAUCUUCCUGAACAUCAUCAGCUCAAUAAACCAUCCAUCCUUCAAAAUGUUAAAGUGCCAAAAUCUAUACUAAGGGAUGCUGAAAGGAUUUUGAGAGGAGUUCAAAACAAUAAAAAAGUUCUUGAAGAAAAUCUGGAAGCUGUUAUUCGUGCAAAAGAUGGGGAUGCCAUGUAUACUUUCAUUAACGCCUUGACUACAAACAGUUAUCCACAGACUCUUCUGAUAGCCUUGAAGAUAAAAUAUCCUUUUAUUAUGUUUAUGUUUUAUCUUCAGGCUGAAAUGGCAAGAAAUGAUUUGGAACAAGUGAAAUAUGAUCAAAAGGUCCCAUGGAUCAAGAGAGCCCAAACCAUCAAGGCUGUGAAGACCAAUAAAGAAAUUCAAGGGAAAACUCAAAAAAUCCAAGGAUGCUCGACAAAGAGGCCUUUAUCUGCAGCUAAGCCAUUACAGAAGCAAGCAGAGGAUAACACAAGCAAACAGAAGUUUAGAACUUACUUUUCUGCUGAAAGUUCACAGAAGAAAGAAAAAAGGGCAGCUGGACCUGUGAAUGGAAGUGCAGUGGUACAAAAUGAAGACUAUCUGUGUCAAGUUUAUGGGAAGCCAAUUUACCAGGGCCAUCGUAGCACGCUUAAAAAAGCGCCAUAUCUGAGAUUCAACUCUCCCUCUCCCAAAUCAAAACUUCAAAGACCCAAGGUGAUAGAGUGUGUUAGAGGUACAAAGGUAAAGUCAGUAAGAACACAGACUUCUCAUAAGCAGAAGGUAGUAACCAGCCCUGGGAAACAGCAUCUUUUAUAUGCACUUACCCAAGAAAAUCAGUAUGUCUUCAGUCCAAGUCGAGAUGAACCUGCAGUAUGUGGUCCGCUUGAAGGUCACCUAAUUCCUAUGGCUAUUCCACUAGGUCAAACCCAAAUUAGCGACGUCUCAGUGCAGCCUGCAGGAGUAGUUAUUGGUAAACCACACCCUGUUACAGUUACGACCUCCCUUCCUCAAGUGCCACCAAAACCACCGGCUGAGAUAAAAAAACCAAACAUAGCUGUAAUAGAGAUGAGAUCAGAGAAGAAGGAUCCCCCUCAACUGUCUGUGCAGGUGUUGCCAAAUGUAGAUAUUGACAGUAUUUCAAGUGACAGUGUGAGUGUAAACCACGUUCUUCCAGACUCUGAACCUGCACUUCCUCCUGUCGAUGCUGUAAUACAGACUCCAGAAGAUAUACAUAGUGAGGAGGAAGACACAAAGUUUCCGGGAGCUAAUUUUAUUGAUGUUACCGAUGUCAUGCAGGAUCAGGAAGAGGAGAGGGAUGAAAUUCCAGAAUUCUUUGAGCCUCUUCUGGAAUUUAAUGGACAGUUUAGAGUUGCCUCGCCAAAAUACAAUGGUCCUUUGUUUCCUCCAGUCGCUUCUGCUCCUCAGCAGUCUUCUGAUGUUUUGGAUGAACUGAUUCAAAGGAGAGAAACUAUAGAAAACAGGUUGAUAAACUGGGUGGAACAAGAAAUAAUGGCAAAAAUUAUCAGUGGGAUGUACCCAGUUCAGAAAGAAACAGUGCCCAGCGUUAGCACCUCAGGGAGUGAAGACGGUGAGACCGUAACGUCUGACAUAGUUGAAGUUGCAGGUGGUGGAGGAUUUCAACUCUUUAUCAAUGCUGGUGUGCCUGUGGACUCAGAAAUAAUAAGUCAUUUCGUAAAUGAAGCUCUCAGUGAGACAAUUGCAACCAUGCUGGGUAACAAGCAGGCUCAGAAUGCAGUUCCUGCUACAAACGUUCUUCCAAGUACGACAGUUAUGAUGGAGUCUCUUGUGCCUACUCCAUUGCCAACACCCCAGGCCACACCACCACAAACACCACCGUCAGAAAAAGAAUUGCCUCCAGUCAAAACUCCAGAGUCUUCUCUAUCUCUUACAGAAAUGAGUGGGGAUGUUCGUAAACAUGAAAAAAUUAAAGAAACAGGAGCUGAGAUUCCAGCUGCCAGUAGUCGUGUUGGGACACCUGUGGUUACCCCUGUCAAUACGCCUCCUAGAACAACCACACCAAGCCCUCCUGCCUCAGAGUGUCUCUCCGAAGCUGCAAAAAUGGAAAGGCCAAAGCCUCCAAACCCAUGGGAUGGUGCAGAACUUCCUCUGGAAGAAGAGAAACCCAGUCCUUUAACUGAAGAAUCAUUCCGUCCCAAGGCUGUUGAGAUGUCAGUGGCUAACGAUGAGGAACCAGAGGCCUUGAUUCUAGCAUCGCAGCAGUCGGCAGCAAGGCCCUUCGAAUCGCUUCCUUGCGACCCACAGGUUCCAUCCCCUGUGCCUACAGUUAGUUCUGGGCAGUCCACACAGGAAAGCAGCCUUACCCUCACAGAAACAGAAACAGAAACUGCAGAGAGACCCAUCUCAGAAGGGGAGGUGCUCUUCAGCUAUGGACAGAUGCUGGCUGCAGGAGCGUUAGCAGAAGGAGGACUGUCUCUUCCAAAUCUCACUGAGAGCUUAACAAGUACUUUACAAGAUGCCAACGAAAUGGAUUAUGAUCCUCCCAGUGAAGGGCAAGUGGUGAGAAGACUGGAUAAAGGCUAUCACAAGGAUCCUGUCCUGACUCUUUUAGCCAAAUUAAAUCAAGCUCCUGUUGUUGCACAAGAAGGAACGUACUACUUGGAGGAUUCUGACAACAGUGUUGGGGAGCUCAGUGAAGGUCAAAGACCAAGGCUGACGAGAGCAGCAGAGAGAAUCCUAAUGGGACACUCAGUUUAUAUGGACCAUCCAACUGCUCGGACUUCUGAGAACAGACCACACCAGGGUUUCCGUUCUCCAUCACCAGGGCAGCUUGCCCAAAUGGGAGCAGAAAUUCUUGGAGAUGCAGAUACAAGUCAUGGUCCAAUGCUUAUGGCCGAACUGGAAUCGCAACCAGUUUCAAAUCCAGUUCUGCAAGCAGCCCAACCAAGCUGCAGAGUGACAUCUCUCUCAGACGAUCUGUCCCAGGAGGAAAGCCGAGGAGCUGCACAAGUUGAGACUGUGAGACCCCGAGUUAUUCAUGUGAGACGGAAGUCUGAAGAGAUGCAACAAGAAGGUAUCCAUGGAGACACGAAUCAGACACACAUUGGCACAAAUACGUAUCUCACAUCUUUACGUACAGGAGAGGAUGCUGCCUCGCAUUUAAAUUCACAUCUUCCUGCAGCAAAGGUGUCAGUGAAGCUGCCUUCCAUGAACACAGACAACCAAACACAAAGUACGAGUAGUAUACACGGCGACUCAGAUUCUUCAGGGACAGAUACGUUUUAAAGCUUAUGGCCUUCUAUGACAGUCGCUGUCUGAAGAUUUUGCUGUCGGUGCAUUUGUCCGCCUAGCGUGAUCGUCUGGAAGUUUCAUCAAAAUACUGGUCUUUCAGCAGAGCUAGUUGCUGCAGUCUCAGCCCUUCAGAAGCCUGAUAAUCUCUAGUCAGAAAUACCAGAGUAAUGAGUG
Egretta garzetta (little egret) is the source of this 5946-nucleotide messenger RNA. Its product is annotated as KIAA0586 ortholog. The coding region runs from base 1099 to 5766 and encodes 1555 amino acids. NCBI's taxonomy places the organism in Eukaryota, Metazoa, Chordata, Aves, Pelecaniformes, Ardeidae. The transcript is spliced from 33 exons. Gene Ontology annotation, cellular component: ciliary basal body; centriole. Gene Ontology annotation, biological process: smoothened signaling pathway. The record is from RefSeq and is a predicted model, not a curated record.